AUGGCUCAUAUUGAAGUACUGACCAACAUGGAUCUAGCUACAGAAAAGAUUUUCAAGUCAACACUUGUCAAGGAUUUACAGUAUCUGUGUGCCGGGUUAGUUCCCUUUCAAUCCAAUAUAGAAAUCAUAGGACAUAUUUUUAUGAGAGUUGAUAAUUCAAAAAAAUAUAAUUAUUUUCUUGAAGAAAAUAUAGUAAAAACUGAACUACAUGGAACAUUAUUGAGUAGUAGAACUUUUUCAGCCAGACCCGAUUCCAGUGAUAUGGUCAUUUCUAAUAUAUUUACUGGACUCCCAGAUGAACAAUCAAUCACAAAUAAAACUUAUAACACAAAUCUUUCAUCUCCUGACCCGGAAGGACAAACAAAAAUCAUGCCAGUACCAGAGCCAGUAUCUUUGAAAAUGCCACUCUCAGGAAUGGUGCAAAUGCCAGUGCUAGGAUCUGGUCAAGUACAACUUCCAGGAAUUGUAAAUGUGUCAGUGCCAGACUCUGUGCAAGUUCCAGACUCUGGAAUGGUACAAGUUCCAGGUUCUGGAAUGAUACAAGUGCCAGGUUCUGGGAAUGUUUCUGUACCAGAUUGGGCUCCUACGGUUCAAAUUCAAAAUGUUAAAUCUCUAGCCCCUGGUUCUUUACAUAGUCAGAACAAUAUAGAUUCCUUUCCAGUGUCUCAAAUCAAUAUUCAGUUGUCUAAGUCAGAAGCAAGUACUAGUUCACAUGAUGCCAUAUUCCAUGGAACUGGAAAUGUUAUACAGGAACAAAAUAAUCAAGUGAAAAUACCAUCAGAAAAUACAUCUCAAUCAGCCAGUGAUAUUUUAAAGGGUGUCAGAAUCAAAACAGAACCCAAGGAUGAUGUGGAGUACCCUGCUUCACCCCAUAUCACUGUACCCCCAGUAGCAUCAACAAGUCAAGUUGGGCAGAAAAAGAAAAGGAAGACCAAUCAUGCCACAAGAAUGGAACUGGAGCCAUUUAUAAAUAAAGAAGCUGAAACAGGAAGAAAGAAACCGAGAAUAAUAAAACCUAGACCUAUUCCCAAGCCUAAGCCAACACCAGUAGUUAGUGAUGUAGAUGAAGGUUCUCAAUCAUCAAGUGGAGAUUUUGUGGAUGUACCAGUCCAUUUUGGAGAGUUAACACCUGAAUCUACAACAGAAGAAGAUGAAAUAUUCCCAGUUACGAUGUUAAAAAACCUCUCUGGGUUUGAAGAGGCAUGUAAUCAAUCAGCCACACCCAUCUUUAAGACUGAAUGUCAUUUCCCUUCCAAAUCUAUCAUGCAAACAUUGUUAACCCAGAAAAAUGGAUUUACCGUGACUAAAAGAGGACGUUAUAAAUCCUAUAGCCAGAUAGAAAAGCAGAACGCUGUCACCUCUGCUGAAAUCUAUGGUGUUAAGGCCACUUGUGAGAGAUUAAAUAUACCAGCUAUGGCUAUCUUGAGUCAGAAUCAAGCAAUGAAAAAAGCAUUCCAGGACCCAAGGAAGAGAGGAACGUAUAAUUUCUAUACAGAGGAAGAGAAACAGAAAGCUAUAGUCCUUGCUGGUCAAUUUGGAGUCACUGCAAUUUGUCAAAGGUUUGGCAUACCUUUAAGUACAUUAUGGACUUGGAAAAAGACAUAUGAAAAGACUCAAAAUCCACAGUAUCAAAUUGAUAAUGUAAAGGUAGAAGAAACAUCGGAUGACAAAUUUUAUGUUAAAAAUUUAAACCUUAGACAGAUACUGACUGGAAACGAUACAAGGGAGGUAACUUCUCCUUUACCUUCAACCAGUGCAAAAAGAUGA
Messenger RNA from Lottia gigantea (owl limpet), 1767 nucleotides. RefSeq lists its product as hypothetical. The record is from RefSeq and is a predicted model, not a curated record. The coding region runs from base 1 to 1767 and encodes 588 amino acids. NCBI's taxonomy places the organism in Eukaryota, Metazoa, Mollusca, Gastropoda, Lottiidae. The transcript has 5 exons.